Owenia fusiformis is the source of this 2748-nucleotide messenger RNA. The record is from the annotation of a GenBank genome assembly. Lineage: Eukaryota; Metazoa; Annelida; Polychaeta; Sabellida; Oweniidae.
UAUCAGUACUCUUAUCUCUGUUAGAAUUACUGCUAUCAAUACCAGACAAUUUCACAUGGAUGAAAACUGAGAGUUUGAAUUCUCAUGAGUUUGCAGGAUAAUGAAAUUUUGGAAUGAUCUAUAGUUUUUUGUAUAACAGACUGCCUUUUGGAUAAAACAUGGUGGAUUGACAUUAUAUUUUAUUGUCUGUGAAGUGUUUUGCCUAAGUACUUAUAUGAAAAAGAGACACUGAAAUCUUAUUUUCACAAAGGAAACAAAACUUUCAUAAAAUGUCAAUUGAGCUUGAGGAGGAAGAUUGUAUAAUGGAGCUAGAUUCUAGUAGUAGUAGACUAACUGACAGUCCCAGGAGGAGAUUCAGCUAUGACUUCCAGAAGAAAUUGAUGAUAAUGGAGGAGGGCAACAACAACCACGUUGCUAUGGAUGUUACCAUGACAGCGGGGCGCAAAGGAUCAUUGACAGGGGACUCUGAGGCAGAUCUGAGCAUGUUACAGCAGAGGAAGGAUGAAGCCCUCACCCCCAUGAAGGAAGACCUUGCAGAUUGGCUACAGAACACUCUAAGUAUAGACAUUACAGCUGAUACGUUCAUGGAUGCCUUGGACAAUGGUGUCUAUGUGUGCAAGCUGGCAGAGCUCAUACAUACCAAAGCUUUAGAAUGGCGCUCAGAAUGUAGAUCAGAAGAAGACAUUCCACAGUUUAAAAUCCGUUAUCGCAAGAAUGCUCAAUCAGGAAGUUUCUUUGCCCGAGACAACACAGCCUGCUUCUUGAAGUGGUGUAGGGCUUAUGGGGUGAAAGAUGAAUGCUUAUUUGAAUCAGAAGGAUUAGUUCUGCACAAACAGCCAAGAAGUGUAAUUGUGUGUCUGUUAGAGCUGGCACGUAUAGGGAUGAAGUAUGGUCUAGAACCCCCACAUCUUAUAAAGAUGGAGACAGAGAUUGAGAAGGAAGAGGAGGAAAUACAGGAAAUACAUGUUCCAGAGCUUAAGAAAGUUAAGGUUCAGGCGCAAAGACCUGAAUCUGGAAAAUUGAAAAAGAAACAAAAAACAGAUGAUAUAGAUGUAGAGGUGCAGAGACAAACCAGUAGGUGCCAGUGUCCUAACUGCUUCAAGCUCACUCGUAUUUCAGAGGGCAAGUACAAUAUUGGAGGCAAGGUCCUCUUUAUCCGGAUGUUGAAGGGCAAGCAUGUGAUGGUGCGUGUAGGAGGGGGCUGGGACACCCUACAGCACUACAUUCAGACACAUGACCCAUGUAGGAUCAUGGAGAUGAAACGUGCCGGAAGCAAGGGGAGUUUACUAGAUGCUGAUGAAGUUAAACGUAAAGUGGGAAGCAGGGCUGGAAGCAUGGAAGAUAUAGCUGAUGAGAAGUUUCUUGUCAUUAAAGGACGAUAUAAAGGUGUGGGAAAAAAAUCAUAGUGUCAUAUAUAACAAUAUGUGUGCAUCUAAGUACAAUGCUUCCAAAGGUCUCAUAUAUGAAUAGUUUGGAAAUGUGUCAGAACUACAAAAUGCAGAAAAGAAUUGGAAAGGGAGGAAUCUGCAAGGAAUAAAGUAAAGUGACACAUACCGUUCCCAAGAAAAUGAAAAAAUGAAUAAAAACAUGUCUUUUAAAUGGUUUGGAAGAAGCAUGACUAAAAAGAAAAUGCAUGCAUGGGAAUAUACUAAAAAUCCUUUGACCUAUGACUUACUGGAUGUCCAGAAUUUCUUGGAAUGGUAUAUUAUUAAAUUAUUCAUUCCAUGUGUUUUCAAUGUAAUCAGAAGUAUAGUUGUGACGGACAAUUUAAAUCUCACUCAAUCAAUCAUGAUGCGAUGAGAAAUGGCUAUGGGUAUGAGGCCAGCUCAAUUCAGCAGUGCUAUUCUUGUUUGAUUUUUGCCCACUUUUCUCGUCCUUUACCGCAUCCAUAUUCUUGUUUAGAUCUGAUCACUUCGCAAAGGGUGAACCUUCGACUGGGUACUUUUAAAUGCAAAUGAAGUACUCGAGAAGAAAUUUUCAAAUGACUGUUCAUUCAAAAAAGCUGCCAUUUUUCAUGAAAAAAUGUUAUUUAUAAUAACUUAAAAUGCCAGUAAUAGGAUUCGGUGUUAAUUUAUUUAUGUCAUGUAAUGUCCAAAAUGAUGAGGUAUUUAAUAAAAUAUGUUUUGUCAAUAGGAAUCCUCUACUCCAUGGAUAUGCUUCUUUUUAGUUGAGAUCUUACUUUAGGGUUGUUCAGUUUUCCCGUAUUAGUUUAGAUUCUUCAGGUAUGCUAAAAAAAUCAUGAAAAUAACAAAAUAGAAUAAAAUCAAAAUAAAUAGAGAUACUUUUUUACACUCAGUAAGUUGAAGGUGGAGAUUGAGUUUUUUUUAGUAUAUUUCCAGAUAAUGUACUUGUCAUACAUGCACUUGUAAGUGCACAAUAUUUUAGUUAUUUAUAUUCCUUUAUAAGAUACAUUCAGGAUAUUUGAUCAGAAAAUGUGUACUUGUAUUGUACUGUUGUACAGUAUUUGCAAAAUAGAGCAUUUUUGGAUUCUAAAGGUGCAACAGUUAAGAGUUAGCACUUUUACGCAAUGUUUUUGCAUUAUUUCUGGAUCUCAUUCCGCAGAGUUUCUCUUAACUUGCCAAAUAUUUAAUCUAAUGACAUUGUAUUACUCUCUGAUAUUAUUUAAAAUCAUCAUUAUUUAUGCCAAAUUAUAUUUUUCUACAGUAUAGUAGCUUAUUUAAUUUAUGAAUCCCACUUUUGUUUUUAUCACAGCUUUUUUAUAUUAAAGAUACAUGAGAUCACUUUACU